GUUGACGUAUGUAACUGUACUUUUUUUAUUUUCUUUCUUUUUUCUUUUGAAGGAAGUGAGACUUGUACACUUGAAGGGUCCAAUUUUAUUACACAAGGCUGCCGAUUUUCACUCAUCUAUUCUAUCUAUCAACCAGCCUCGUCCCCGUAUCGCAUUGCAGGCAUAACUAGGUUCGUGUGUUGAAAGCUGAAGAAGAGAAGAGAGAGAUGGAAGGCUGGGACCCAAACACGAAGUCGACGCUAACACAGAUCCCAUUGCUAACAACAAAGGCAGGUCCCCGAGACGGAGCGGCAUGGACGACCAGGCUGAAGGAAGAGUACAAGUCUCUUAUUGCUUACACUCAGAUGAACAAAUCCAACGACAACGAUUGGUUUCGUAUCUCUGCCUCUAAUCCUGAAGGUACUCGUUGGACCGGUAAAUGUUGGUAUGUCUAUAAUCUUCUCAAGUAUGAAUUUGAUCUUCAAUUCGAUAUUCCCGUCACUUAUCCUUCCACUGCACCCGAGCUUGAACUCCCUCAAUUGGAUGGCAAGACUCAAAAGAUGUAUAGGGGUGGAAAGAUAUGCUUGACUGUUCAUUUCAAGCCUCUCUGGGCCAAAAAUUGCCCUAGAUUUGGUAUAGCACAUGCACUUUGCUUGGGUCUUGCCCCGUGGCUUGCAGCGGAGGUUCCCAUUCUUGUGGAUUCUGGUAUGAUCAAGCACAAAGACGAUGCAACCACAUCAGCUGAAUCUUAGUUAAUCAAUGUCUGAUUAAAGCUGUAAAAGUAGAAUCAGGCUUUAUAGUUAUCAAAUCUGUCAAAGGGAAAUAAAUGAGCUGUUUGACUGCGUUUUUACGGGAUCUUUCAUGUAACUACACACAUUUAGCUGCAGACGUUGAAGUCUUGAGAUCCGUAAAAGCACCGACAAAUUAUUAUAUAUUGCAUACAACAUGGAUAGUGAAUUACCAGUGAUUUUUAUCUGAACUUGAUUUUCAAUGAAGUGUUUGACUGAAAAAGGUUCAUCUUUUGGUAUUUUGA
Molecule: messenger RNA, 1012 nt
Organism: Medicago truncatula (barrel medic)
Lineage: Eukaryota; Viridiplantae; Streptophyta; Magnoliopsida; Fabales; Fabaceae
Product: ubiquitin-fold modifier-conjugating enzyme 1
Exons: 4
Coding region: 207-731 (174 amino acids)
Biological process (GO): protein K69-linked ufmylation
Cellular component (GO): cytoplasm
Molecular function (GO): UFM1 conjugating enzyme activity
Source: RefSeq, a predicted model, not a curated record